GUGGCACCUUUCGUAAUCUCCCGUCAGGUGUGUUCGCCGUGUCACACCUUAGAUAACGCAUGUGGAACAUAAGCCUUGAAUACAUUUCCCGACCAAACAUCCAUCAUGUUGUCGUCCGUCGUCUUUCUGCUUCUCUGUCAGUAUGCAGUGUCUAACCACGACCCUCUUGCCCAUGAAUUUCACGAAAUAACGAAACACUACGACGACCGGCUGUGUCAGCAUCUCCUGUCUGUGGACUGCAGUAAACACGUGGUGCAUGGACACUCCGAGAGACUGUGUGGCACAGACAUGGUGCAGUACGAAAACUUCUGUGUCUUUGCCCACGUGAGAUGCAGACAUCCUACUCUGUCCAUGCUGAACAAAGGAGAGUGCCUCCUGUCCACAGUUGGACCUACAGGGAUGGCCGCUACUGGUGACGUGUUGACCACUGCUGCCGUUGCACCUGUUCAUCCUACCGGCGUGGACCCAGCGUUUGCAGUGAUGAAGGAUGUGUUCUGUAACAACCUCCACCAGAUCACCUGCGGUACUGCAGUCACAGCCGACAUCUGUGGAAGUGACGGCAAGGUCUACACCAGCCAGUGCAUGUUCUCCAAGACCAAGUGCUACAAGGUUGACCUUGAGGUAGCGGAAGCUUCCACGUGUGGGGAGACAGGCAUGCCACUCAAGACCACACCCAGCUCAUAAUCUGUGCAUUGAGGAGCUUGUGGGUGCCAGAUAAAAGCUAUGAAUAAAACAUGACUGCAGUAUA
Messenger RNA from Haliotis rufescens (red abalone), 748 nucleotides. RefSeq lists its product as uncharacterized. Lineage: Eukaryota; Metazoa; Mollusca; Gastropoda; Lepetellida; Haliotidae. The transcript is spliced from 4 exons. Gene Ontology annotation, molecular function: protein binding. The record is from RefSeq and is a predicted model, not a curated record. The coding region runs from base 106 to 684 and encodes 192 amino acids.